AUGUGUUCUAAUAAACUGCGUACAGUUAUGAACAGUGUGGUUCUACUACUACUACUAGUGGGUUUUGGUUUGGUGAAUGGAGAAGAUCAAUCAAAGUGGAGAGAACCAAGAAAUCACUCAAGACAUCAUCGUCCAUUAAAGAAAAUCAAAGUUGAUCCAUCUGGGUAUGGAGAUUUCAAGACCAUUCAAUCAGCUAUUGAUUCAGUUCCUUCAAACAACAAGCACUGGAUCUGUAUCUUUGUCAGGAGUGGAGUUUAUAGAGAGAAGGUUAUGAUUCCAGUGGAUAAGCCAUUCAUAUUACUUCAAGGAGAGGGAAGAAAUAAUACAACAAUCUCAUGGGAUGAUCAUACUACAUUGGCAGAGAGCCCUACUUUCAGUUCCUUUGCAGACAAUUUUGCUGCAAGACAUAUAAGUUUUAAGAACACAUACAACUUAGAAGAAGUAAAGCAGAAAAAUCCUCGGGUGCCAGCAGUUGCUGCACUGAUAGCAGGAGACAAGUCUUCAUUCUAUAAAUGCAAUUUCUUUGGAUUGCAAGACACAUUGUGGGACAUGGAAGGACGCCAUUACUACAAGUCUUGCCAUAUUGAAGGAGCUGUUGAUUUCAUCUUUGGCAUGGGCCAAUCCAUUUAUGAGAAAUGUGUGAUAUAUGUGAAUUCAAGGAUGCUGGAUCCUAAUGGGAAAUGGGAAUAUCCAGGCUACAUAACAGCUCAGGGAAGAAACAGUCCUACUGAUUCAAAUGGGUUUGUUUUUAAAAAUUCUGCAGUGCAUGGAAAUGGUGCUGCUUAUUUAGGAAGAGCCUGGAGAGACUACUCAAGGGUUUUAUUCUACAAUACAUCUUUGUCUAACAUUAUAGUUCCUCAGGGAUGGGAUGCAUGGAACUUCGAUGGCCAUGAAUAUAAAAUAACUUUUGCCGAAGUCAAUUGCUAUGGAUUGGGAUCAGACACUUCAAGCCGAGUGAGGUGGCUAAAGAAACUCGACCACAGUACAGUGAUGAAUUUAGUUGACAUGAGUUUCAUUGACAUAGGAGGAUGGCUUAGAAGGCAUCCAUUACACCAAAAUAUGCUGAAGGUGUAG
Molecule: messenger RNA, 1074 nt
Organism: Macadamia integrifolia
Lineage: Eukaryota; Viridiplantae; Streptophyta; Magnoliopsida; Proteales; Proteaceae
Product: probable pectinesterase 29
Exons: 5
Coding region: 1-1074 (357 amino acids)
Biological process (GO): cell wall modification
Molecular function (GO): pectinesterase activity
Source: RefSeq, a predicted model, not a curated record